Messenger RNA from Dreissena polymorpha, 1310 nucleotides. RefSeq lists its product as uncharacterized. The transcript has 3 exons. Lineage: Eukaryota; Metazoa; Mollusca; Bivalvia; Myida; Dreissenidae. The record is from RefSeq and is a predicted model, not a curated record. The coding region runs from base 25 to 795 and encodes 256 amino acids.
UUAUCAGUCUACAUAAGCCUUAACAUGAUUCGAGAACUUCUUGUUGUGGGGUACCUACUGUGCGGCGAAGUGUUCUGUACAGAACCAGCGUGUAUAAAUUAUACACCAAACCGGUUUGAAUACGAGAAUAGUGUUAUUGGGAAACUGAUUUAUCUGGAAAUGUUUAAAACCGAUGCUACUGCAAGGAUCGUUGCUUUGGAAAGACAAUCUCAAGGUGCAUCAACGCCAUCUCCGCUGGCACAACGUAGUUCGUCAACAUACAUUCACUGGGGCAUGAAAUCGUGUCCGAACGGGACAACUACGACAAUGGUAUAUAGCGGACAAGCAGCCGGUGGACAUUUCCAACACACAGGCUCUGGUGAAUACAUUUGCUUGCCAAACGACCCUGAGUAUGACAAAUACAAUAACAUCAAUGAUGGUUAUAGAUCACUAAUGUAUGGGGCUGAGUACGAAACAGGCCAAAAUCCUCCAGCUUUAGGCGAUCUCUACGAGAAUGACGUACCGUGUUCUGUUUGUCUUGCUCGCGGAAAGACAAUCUUGAUGAUUCCUGGCCGUACAUCGUGCUACAACGGAUGGACCAAGGAGUAUCAGGGAUAUCUGAUGGGGGAGUCCCAUGGGCAUCAAGGCAAAGGAUAUGUCUGCAUGGACAAAAACGCCGAGGCGCUGCAUUCAAGCUAUUCCGAUCUUAAUGGCGCUCUGUUCUACAAUGUCGAAGGUCGGUGUGGUACAUUGAAAUGUCCUCCGUAUAUCGAGGGAGCAGAACUAGCCUGUGUCGUUUGUUCAAACUCAACAUAACUGAUAGUAUGAUAAAUGCAAUGCAACCAUAUAUUUAUUGAUCUUUAUUUUCGAACUUGCUUUGUAUAUACAUUUUUUUCUAAUUUUAACUUAUGCAAAAAUACGGUUGUUAACACCUUAUACAUAUGCAACCUAAAUUCCGUACGUAUAGUUUCGCAUCAAUUCAAAUAAACAGUUAGACAGAGAAAAUAGCAAUAACUGAAAUUGCUUCGCUUAUAUUGUAUUUGUUGGUUUUACUUUUUGUUUCAAUUUAAAUUUAUAUCUUCUUUUUUUUUAAAUGUAUGAAUUGAUUGUUCAAUAUAUAAUAACUUCGAGUUCAAAUAGUAAUGCCUCUUAAUAUUUAUGUAAUGCUUGCUUUCCUGAUUUUAACUUUGCACUACUUAUAAAAUUCUUAUAUCAAAUACAAGUAUAAUACACGUAUGCUUUAUUUACAAUUAAGUUUUCGUGUUAUUUAAACUAUCUUAUAUCAACAUAAACUGUGGUAAUGGGGAUUUAAAAAUGUAUCUAUUGCAAAG